Osmerus eperlanus (European smelt) is the source of this 3499-nucleotide messenger RNA. It is a transcript of the gene ampd3a, whose product is annotated as adenosine monophosphate deaminase 3a. The record is from RefSeq and is a predicted model, not a curated record. NCBI's taxonomy places the organism in Eukaryota, Metazoa, Chordata, Actinopteri, Osmeriformes, Osmeridae. The transcript is spliced from 16 exons. Gene Ontology annotation, biological process: IMP salvage; AMP metabolic process. Gene Ontology annotation, molecular function: AMP deaminase activity. The coding region runs from base 383 to 2716 and encodes 777 amino acids. Gene Ontology annotation, cellular component: cytosol.
UAGUUUUUCGUUGUUUAUUACGUGUAUAAGGAUCUGAAGUGAAGUUGAUGCACUCACAAACCACACCAAGCAGAAAAGAACAACGUGUCUUCAACAUCAUCCCGUUCAGCACCUGAAACCAUGUGUGCAUCCUGACGGAGCGGGAGAGGCUGGUUGCCUUCUACCAACCGUGGUACCUCGGACAGCGGCAGUGACGGGGUUAAGGAUGGUCGUCUGCAGCGCUGGAAGGCAGUGAGUUAUCUCCUGACCACUACAGCAGUUGGAUAUGUACUGAGGCUUUACCCUGAGGAAACCUUCCCAGUGUUCACGUCCUCAGACUGACUGGAGAGUGGGACUGGGACACAGAGAGACACAGGGAGAGAAGGCCCACACGCUCCGAAAGAUGAGUGAGGAAGACAGCCCUCUAACAAAUCAGAAGUCCAGUCCAUGCCUGGGCAAGGACAUGCCGAGGCAGUUCCCGAAGAUCACCUUGAGCGAGGUGGACGAGGAGGUGCGUCUGCUGGCUGAGAAGGUGUACGCCUCGGCCCUGAAGGAGGAGGACACCAAGGAUGCCCUGUCCAUGUUCACCGUGCCCGAGGACUGUCCCAUCAGCCUGCACCAGGCCCAGGAGAGGGAGCUGCUGAAGGAGCUGGCAGAGCAGCAGUCCGAGGAGAGCACCAAGAGGAAGAAGAGCCUGAAGAUGAUCCGCUCCCAGUCCAUGCAGAUCCCUGUGAGUGCUGAGUGGACGCGGGCGGUGGCGACCCCCUUCCUCUCUCCCUCCUCCACCUGCUCCUCCCUCCCAGAGUGCUGCCCUGAGUACCAGAGGGUCACCAUUAGUGGGGACUACUGUGCCGGGAUCACAGUGGAGGACUAUGAGCAAGCAUCCAAGAGCUUGCUGAAAGCUCUGGUCAUCAGGGAGAAGUACUCCAGGCUGGCCUACCACCGCUUCUGCCGAACCACCGCCCAGUUCCUCCGCAACGCCGAGAACGAGAAGUGGAGAGAGGAGGAUGAGGUGCGGCCAGAUGUGUGCCACUGUCCCAGAGAGGGGGAGGACCCCUACAGCAUGGAGAACCUCCCGGAAAACCUGAGCUAUGAGCUGAAGAUGAAGGAUGGGAUCGUGUACGUGUAUGACAGCGCUGAGGCCCUCCGUGAGAACAGGCCUCGCAGCCUGCCCUACCCCGACCUGGAGACCUUCUCCAUCGACCUCAGCCAUGUCCUGGCCAUGAUCGUCGAUGGGCCCACGAAGACUUACUGUCACAGACGGCUGAACUUCCUGGGAUCAAAGUUCUACCUGCACGAGAUGCUGAAUGAGAUGGCAGAGCUGAAGGAGCUAAAGAGCGUGCCACACAGAGACUUCUACAACGUCAGGAAGGUGGACACUCACAUUCACGCAGCGGCCUGCAUGUCCCAGAAGCACCUGCUCAACUUCAUCCAGACCACCUACAAGACGGAGGCGGAGCGGGUGGUGCUGGAGAAGGCAGGGAGGAAGCUCACCCUCAGGCAGGUGUUCCACAACCUCAACAUGGACCCGUACGACCUCACCGUGGACUCCCUGGAUGUACACGCUGGGAGACAAACGUUUCAUCGGUUUGACAAGUUCAACUCCAAGUACAACCCGGUGGGGGCUAGUGAACUCAGGGAAAUCUACCUGAAAACAGACAACCUCAUCCACGGAGAGUACUUUGCACGCAUCAUCAAGGAAGUGGCUCGUGACCUGGAGGACAGCAAGUACCAGCACGCAGAGCCACGCCUGUCCAUCUACGGACGCUCUCAGGACGAGUGGGACAGCCUGGCCAAGUGGUUCAUCCUGCACAAAGUGCACUCGCCCAACCUGCAGUGGAUCAUCCAAGUGCCGAGGAUCUAUGAUAUUUUCAAGUCCAGAAAGUUGGUCCCCAACUUUGCCAAGAUGCUGGAAAACAUAUUCCUCCCUUUGUUCGAGGCCACAGUCAACCCACAGAAACACAAAGAGCUCCACGUCUUUCUCAAAUAUGUGACGGGCUUCGACAGCGUGGACGACGAGUCCAAGCACAGUGACCACAUGUUCUCCUACAAGAGCCCCAAACCUGAGCAGUGGACCACGGACGAUAACCCGCCCUACAGCUACUACAUCUUCCACAUGUACGCCAACAUCAUGGUGCUCAACAAUCUCAGGAAAGAGCGAGGCCUGAGCACGUUCCAGUUCCGUCCUCAUUGUGGCGAGGCUGGUUCCAUCACACACCUGGUCUCUGCCUUCCUCACAUCAGACAACAUCUCCCAUGGACUCAACCUGAAGAAGAGUCCAGUGCUGCAGUACCUGUACUACCUGGCCCAGGUGCCCAUCGCCAUGUCCCCCCUCAGCAACAACAGCCUCUUUCUGGAGUACUCCAAGAACCCCCUCCGAGAGUUCCUGCACAAGGGCCUGUGUGUCUCCCUCUCCACUGACGACCCCAUGCAGUUCCACUACACCAAGGAGGCCCUGAUGGAGGAGUAUGCCAUUGCAGCCCAGCUGUGGAAGCUGAGCACCUGUGAUGUGUGUGAGAUAGCCAGGAACAGCGUGCUGCAGAGUGGCCUGUCCCACCAGGAGAAGAAGCACUUCCUGGGUGCGAGCUACCUGAAGGAUGGGCCCGAGGGGAACGACAUCCGGCGAACCAACGUGGCUCAGAUCCGCAUGGCCUACCGCCACGAGACGCUCUGCAAUGAACUCAGUUUUCUAGUGGACGCUGUGAAGUCCGAGGCUGUCAGCAUGCAGCCAGUCUGACCACAAGAUGGACCUCGACUGUGUCUCAUAGCAUGCAAACCGAUAUCGAUAUUCACCAAAUGAUAUUUCUCGCGCACGGAUGGAUCAUUACAAACACAAUCUCACCCAUUCAAAGGAUAUCAUUUGUCUUACUGCAUGUAUGUUGUUCCAAAAAAAACACAGAAAAGAAAUUCUAGUCAACAAAGUCCUGUCCUUACAGUACAUCUGGGAACAUUUGUGCUCUGUUAUGCAAUGUUUUGGUUUUCUCCAAGAGGGAGAUCUGGGGUAGGAAACAUUGUCCGUCUGUCGGCAAGUCCGCCUCACUGUCAGGCUUCUGCUGGGCGGUCACAGCUGCUGAGAGAGACAGUGUUUAUCUGAAGGACUGGAACCCGGCUCUGGCAGUGAUGAAUGAAGUCUGGUCUGGUUCCACUGUCUCUCCUCUGAUUGGAUGGGAUGUCAGAGGCUGUUCGGAGGUUACUGUGAGCACAGUCAGAAACAUCUAUAGACCGUGUAACAGUCAGGCUUGACAGAUUGGCAAUAUUUUGUUCGAAUCUCCAUAGAACAUGUAUCGAUUUCUAUUUGUAUGAUUAUGCAAGAUUUCACUCUCAUGCACUGUUGUUUAGUUUUUUGUUGUUGCUGUAAGACAUGACAUUGAAAACAUUUGUGAAUUUAGUCUAGUAGACUCCAUGUACAAACAUGCUUUCUCCUUGUUCUUCUUCUUUGUGCAUUUCUGGAUGACCAGAGGCUACGAUAAACUGACCCUUUUUAGCAUACUUGUCAUCAAUAAAGAUGUAAACAUUCUCA